Messenger RNA from Anopheles cruzii, 2210 nucleotides. RefSeq lists its product as uncharacterized. Bases 356 to 1336 code for a protein of 326 amino acids. Lineage: Eukaryota; Metazoa; Arthropoda; Insecta; Diptera; Culicidae. The record is from RefSeq and is a predicted model, not a curated record. The transcript is spliced from 4 exons.
UGCUCGUUUGGGACAGCCGUUCCGCGAUGGAAUUCGGGACAAUUGAAAGCUAGCCGGAUUGUCGUUAUAAGUGAUCGAGUACCUUGAAACCCUGAAGUUGAAAACAAGUGUUUUUCGUGCCUAACCUCCUCUAUAGUUGGGUAAACUCCUGACGUCAAAGUGUAAGAGUCCAAUAGUACUAUGUAUGAGUUACAAAACUCAAAGCAAUGAAUAAAAAAAUAAAAGAAAACAGAGCAUCAUCGACAAAUGAAAAUUAAAGUGAUACAUAUCGGAGCAGCGUAAAAGUGAAAACCUUUGAGGGGCGCGCGGUUAAGGUACGCCUGCGUAUGGCGAGAGUUGAAACUUAGUGAAAUUGAUGUUUGCAACGAAACAGGAAACAGACACAAUGCUGCUACUGAACGGUUGGAUAGGAGUCCUCUUGGGUUUUCUCUCAGCCUCAGAAGUACUUGGACUGAAGCUAAAAACGGUCCGCAUCCCGACGUACAAAUUUCGCAGCGAAUCGGCGCUGCUCGAAUGCCACUACGAGCUGAACGGUCAGCGCAAGGGCCACGGGUCGCCCGAUGCUGCCAACCGGAGGCACCACGGCUACCAGAGCGACUACCUUAGCGAACCAUUCGAGGAGGAGGAGAAGCUGUACUCCAUCAAGUGGUACAAAGACAACGAAGAGUUCUACCGUUACGUGCCGUCGGCUUCGCAGCCGAUCAAGAGCUACAAAAUCGAGGGCAUCCGGGUGGACCCAAACCACUCCGAUGGUACCAAGGUGCUACUGCGGGGGUUAACCCUCAAGUCGUCCGGCGUGUAUCGGUGCGAAAUCUCGGCCGAAGCGCCCAGUUUCGAUUCGGUGCAGGGCGAAGGCCGUAUGGACGUGAUAUACGUCCCCAAGGACGGGCCGCACAUAAGCGAUGGUGAACGGAAAAGUUACCAAAUCGGAGAAACCAUGGAGCUGAACUGCACUUCCGGCCGCUCCUAUCCCGCCUCUACGCUCCAGUGGUACCUCAACGACCUGCUAGUGACGGACCCGAAUAACGUCAUCCAUUACCCACCAGUACACAACCAGCACGGGCUAAUCACCACCUUCCUCGGGCUCAGCAUGGUCGUUAACCACCGACACUACAUCGACGGCACGAUGCGUAUCAAAUGCGUCGCCAGCUUAUCGCCUGUCCUGUGGAGGGGCGGCCAGGAGAGCAUCGUCCAGUGGGAGCAGCCCGCCAUCGACAAUCGCGUUGCCAUGCUCUUAGUGAAAAGCAAUGCAACGGUGCGAAGCCGACAUUUUCUCGUUCCAAUCAUUAGUUUACUACUUUACGCGUUCCAACCAAUCUUCGCUUGCAUAGUUUAGAAACUUCGGACUGCCCAGAGAGAAAGUGAAACAAUCCUCUUACAGUACGAACAGUAAUUACUUUCCUUAACAGCAAAGUAGCAAAAGUAUUUAUGAUUAGAACCUUAAUCUUAGGAAGCAUUCAACCCAAUCACGAUAGGGUGCCAUCGUGUCGAGAGACCAAAUAGCCCACUCACUGUAGCGACAAACAUCAACAAAGUGGCUGUUUCGUUAAUGGACAGCAAUCACUGAAAGUUUUUAAACCAGUACAGUACAAUAGUACAGUCAGUAACUUAAUUAUCUAGGCACAACAAGGUAACCCAAAAGCCCCGUAUGAGCUUACUUAACAUAAAACAGAGAACGAGAUUAGCGAACUCGGCGACCCACGGUCAGUUGUCAACAUCCUGUACAUAGGUGAAUCAAGUAUUAAAAUUGCAUUAUUUAUCCAUCAUGGCAGUGGCAGUGAUCUAAAAGUGAAAGACAACUACAGAUAAUGAUGGUUGACUGCAGCGAAUGAUGUACAACUUAAUAUGCUUUUGAACAAAAAAGAAAAUGUGUCCAAAUUUUCAGUUCUUUAAUUUAACAAGCCCCUUUCUCGGACGAUUGGGCUUUCAACAUCAACCACAGCCGAGGGCACGGUAAAAAAAAGCCACGGGUUUUCGUUCGAAAGUGGCUUGAGAAUCGAUGCACUCCAGCGUAACAAACUAAAAAAGAAAUCGUUGAAACCUCGAUCACGUAUAUUGUAUGAAAAUUCUUGAGAAUGUAAAUAGGACACAGAGAUCACAGUGAUAAAGACGAUCAAAUGUUAAACAAAACCUAUCAUCAUCAUAAACAACCAGAAUUAAACAUAAAACUAUCAUAGACAGUGUCGGUUUGACGAAAUCCCAACAUGAGA